CAACUUUUACCGGGGUUUUGGGUCGAGAUGAAAGAUGCGAUCCCCAUAAACGGUGGUCUCGCUCCCCUGCGUCCCCUCGUACACGAUCCACCUCCAUCGCCGGCUGUCACUUCCUUUUUUUCCAGUCAAUCGCUCGCCGAGACAGUUACUGUCCUUGCUUUGCUGUUCUGCCGCCGUCCCGCUCGUUUGACGGCUGUUUGCAACUUUGCGUGCUGUUCUUGUUCUGUUCUUGUCCGACCCGUUCGGCCAUCUCGUAAUUUGAAUUUAUUGCAGCAUUUUCGAGCGCCGGCCUCCUACGGAUUACAGAUUAGUUUCUCUGAACAGGCGACCUACGAUGAGGUCUACGGCGGCUGUGUUUUCUCUGUUGACGGCCGCGGCCGCCGUGCGCGCCGGGCCGACAGCUUCGGUGCCGGUCAGAGCCCGUGCUGUCGAGAUUGAGCCCAUCACUGCCAAGGGCAAUGCUUUCUUCAAAGGCAACGAGAGGUUCUACGUCCGGGGCAUCGACUACCAGCCGGGCGGCGCAAGCGCCAAUAUCGACCCCCUGGCCGACCCCAAGGUGUGCAUGCCCGACAUCGAGAAGUUCAAGAAACUGGGCGUCAACGUCAUCCGUGUCUACUCGACCGACAACUCAAUGGACCACGACGAGUGCAUGAACGCGCUCGCCGAAGCCAACAUCUAUGUCGUGCUCGACGCCAACAACCCCAAGUACUCGAUCAAGCGCGAAGACCCCCAUGGCUCGUACAACACUGUCUAUCUGCAGAGCGUGUUCGCUACCAUCGACAGCUUUGCCAAGUACAGCAACACCAUGGCCUUCAUCUCCGGCAACGAAGUCAUAAACGACCAGACCAACACGACUCUCGCCGCACCCUACGUGAAGGCGACAGACCGUGAUAUGCGCGCCUACAUCAAGGCCCGCAACUACCGCAAGAUCCUCGUCGGCUACUCGGCCGCGGAUGUCAGCUCCAACCGGCAGCAGACGGCCAACUACUUCAACUGCGGCCCGGACGAGGAGCGCAGUGACUUUUUUGCUUUCAACGACUACUCGUGGUGCAGCAGCGACUUCAUCACGGCAGGGUGGGAUGUUAAAGUGCGCAACUUCACGGGCUACGGCAUCCCCAUCUUCCUGACCGAGUACGGCUGCAACACGAACAAGCGCAACUUUGGCGAGCUUCAAUCGCUCAUGCACCCCAACAUGACGGGCGUCUACUCGGGCGGCCUCAUGUACGAGUACUCGAUGGAGCCCAACAAGUACGGCAUCGUCGAGAUCAAGGGCGGCCAGGACAACGGCGGCAUCGACCAGACGGGCGAGCGCAUCGAGCUGGACGAGUUCGCCGCCUUUGCCAGCGCGCUGAAGAAGUGGCCCGCCCCCUCGGGCGACGGCGGAUACACGUCCACUUCCAAGGCGGCUCCGUGCCCCACGCAGGACCAGAACUGGCUUGUUAGCUCGACCAAGCUCCCCGCGAUUCCCGAGGGUGCGAAGAAGUUUUUCGAGAGCGGCGCUGGUAAGGGUCCCGGUUUGAAUGGUCCCGGCUCGGAAACGGCCACCGACCAGGCGUCGACCAGCGACGAUAGCACGACCUCCGGCAGCAGCAGCACCUCUGUUAGCAGCACCUCUGGCAGCGGGAUGUCGAGCACGAGCACGUCGGCCAGCACCCCGACGAAGUCGACCAACGCCGCUGUGCGGGCCCGCGUUUCGGCGGUGGACACGGCGCCCUUCGUUGUCUCGGGUCUUGUGUUGUUCUUUACGCUCGUCGGUGCGGCUGCGUUGUGAGGAGGGUGACACAGUUGGGUAGGAUUGUGUUGUAGUUAUAUUGAUUGUUACUUGUAGCAUGGUUGAUAAUUCGCGGCCAUUAACUCUUCUUCGUCGGGUACAAGAGGACUUGGUCCUCUGUACUGAUUCCCGGGCAACCAGAAAGGUUUCCAUAGAUAUUCAUUCACGUAAACUACAGCUCUUCUUUUGCUC
Messenger RNA from Thermothielavioides terrestris NRRL 8126, 1963 nucleotides. RefSeq names its product glycoside hydrolase family 72 protein. The record is from RefSeq and is a predicted model, not a curated record. The coding region runs from base 335 to 1771 and encodes 478 amino acids. Gene Ontology annotation, cellular component: fungal-type cell wall; cytoplasm. Gene Ontology annotation, molecular function: 1,3-beta-glucanosyltransferase activity. The transcript has 3 exons. Gene Ontology annotation, biological process: fungal-type cell wall (1->3)-beta-D-glucan biosynthetic process. Lineage: Eukaryota; Fungi; Ascomycota; Sordariomycetes; Sordariales; Chaetomiaceae.